UCUGUCCAGCGGUAGUAGAAGUGCAGUUUUGCGGAAAAGCAGCGCUGCGUUCAGUUUUUACCUUCAACACUUUAUUCUGCGGAUUAAACUCAGCUCACCUGCGGGGAACUGGUCCUUCAAGACAGACAGCCAUGGCGCUCAGUGAUGCAGAUGUCCAGAAACAGAUUAAACAUAUGAUGGCCUUCAUUGAGCAAGAGGCCAGCGAGAAGGCAGAGGAAAUUGAUGCAAAGGCAGAGGAAGAGUUCAACAUUGAGAAGGGGCGCCUUGUUCAGACUCAGAGGCUGAAGAUUAUGGAGUACUACGAGAAGAAAGAGAAGCAGAUUGAGCAGCAAAAGAAAAUUCAGAUGUCCAAUCUGAUGAACCAGGCCAGGCUGAAGGUGCUUAAGGCUCGGGAUGACAUGAUUAUGGAUCUUCUAAAUGAGGCGCGUAAGCGGCUGGCCGACAUCGCGAAGGACCCAGCUAAGUACUCAACUCUGCUAGAGGGUUUAGUGUUACAGGGCUUUUAUCAGCUGCUGGAACCCAAGGUGACGAUUCGCUGUCGAAAGGAUGAUGUGCCCAUGGUGGAGGCUGCUGUCCAGAAAAACAUCCCCAUCUACAAAGAAGCUGUGAAGAGUAACAUUGAAGUUCGCAUUGACCAGGACAGCUUCCUCUCCCCUAACAUCUCUGGAGGUGUGGAGGUCUAUAAUGCUAAUGGAAAGAUCAAGGUGUCCAACACUCUGGAGAGCAGACUGGACCUCCUGGCCCAGCAGAUGAUGCCUGAAAUCCGUGUGGCUCUGUUUGGAGUUAACCAGAACCGCAAGUUCAUGGACUGACCGGUGUUACUGCCGCCAGAUGAGCCAGGAGGGUGUUGGAGAGGGACUGAAUGCUUUACACUUAAACUGAAUACGACUCUCAUGGAGUUCUGUGCAGGAUGUGCAAGGGCUCACACACACUGUGGAUUUCUCUCAUUCACUUCCCGAAGCUCAGCGGUCCACUUCUCCAUUUUUCACUUCUUCUGCAGUUUAUGCCUGUUGAAAGAACUGACUGGAAAAGUGCUCAGUGUGCUUGUAUUUAUUCAGUAAAACUCAGUUCAGGACCAGGGCUUACUUUACAGGAUGUGUAUGAUACAGUAACGCCCCUGUUUAACUCUUUAAUGUGUACACUCGAUGAUCUAAGCACUUAUCUUCCAUGAGAGAAGCCCACCAUUUACACUGUAGUCAGGCGUAUGGCUGUACUUCUGCUUUCUGACGUCCCUUUCCCAGCCGCUCGCAGGUUCACCUUUUAUUUCUUCUUGCCUUCCAUGUUAGUUCACUAUGUUACCAACUGCAGUGACAGUUUUCUCAAGGAAGUCGGGAUGUUUACUCUGUCCUAUGUGUGGUUUCCUGUGUGAUCCUUCAUUGAAUUGAUUGAUUUUUGUUGUGAUUUUUAAAUCGGAGGAAUAAAUCAAAUACAUUUUAUUUCUAUCUGGAAGCAUUUCAGUAAGACUGGAAAGUCAUGCUAAAAUAAUAUAAACAACAAGCAAAAAAAAAUA
Messenger RNA from Pygocentrus nattereri (red-bellied piranha), 1510 nucleotides. RefSeq names its product ATPase H+ transporting V1 subunit E1a (gene atp6v1e1a). The coding region runs from base 132 to 812 and encodes 226 amino acids. Gene Ontology annotation, cellular component: proton-transporting two-sector ATPase complex, catalytic domain. The transcript has 9 exons. Gene Ontology annotation, biological process: proton transmembrane transport. The record is from RefSeq and is a predicted model, not a curated record. NCBI's taxonomy places the organism in Eukaryota, Metazoa, Chordata, Actinopteri, Characiformes, Serrasalmidae. Gene Ontology annotation, molecular function: proton-transporting ATPase activity, rotational mechanism.